CGUUUCGUGAGCCGACUGCAAGCACAGUAGAUCAUCGACCGACAACCCUUUCGUGCGCAAUCAUGUCUCGCUGCGAUUGAUCCGGUAGCUCCCCCAUUUUUUUUUUGUUCCUCGUCGUUUUUUUUCAACUCCCGGCUCGUACGUAAUUAGAAACAGUAGUAAGUACACAGUGCCAGGGAGAGAUCGAAUCGCCGUAACGUUUCGCAGCUGCCGAUACGUAUCGACGUUUCGCGGCCAGCAGUGUGUGUGACACAUACGACACGCGAUUGUCGCCCCGUUUCAACCCUCGGCCGUACGUCUCUUUAUUUUCGACCUCUUCGUCCUUCUCACGCGCUCCGUUCGUUCACGCUGCGAGGAAAUAUGGAUGAGACCAACGGGAAGAUGCAGAACAAGCACGAGGACGUGGACGCUGCAUCCCUCGGCGCUGACAUCCUGAACCCCUUCGUGCAUCGUCUCGAGCUCGACACAACCUACGACAAGCUCAAGACGGCAUUCCUGACUGUGGCUCUACUGCCGUUCAGACUGGCUGCAAUUACGGCACUGGUGAUCAUGGCUUGGCUCUUGGCUUGUCUAGGUCUCCUUGGCUUGUCCGAGGAAGAUCUUCGCAAGGCACCUCUGAAAGGGUGGCGACGCAAAAUAGUGCCCUGGCUGUGUUUUAUGGGCCGGCUGACGUACCAAGCUGGAGGAAUGAGAAUCGUGGUUCGCGGAAGGCAAGCUACGAGGGCGGAGGCGCCGAUCCUGGUGGUUGCGCCCCAUUCGACCUUCAUGGACGGAGGGAUCGUCUACAUAACCGGGUUUCCUUCGAUCAUCGUAAGACGGGAAUCGGGACUGAACCCGUUCAUCGGAAAACUUAUCAAUUAUACGCAACCGGUCUAUGUUUGGAGGGAAGAUCCUAAUUCCCGGCAAAAUACGAUUAAGGAAAUUAUCGAAAGGGCUACGUCGAAGGAGGACUGGCCACAGGUGAUGAUUUUCCCCGAAGGUACUUGUACAAAUCGAUCGUGCCUAAUUACAUUCAAAUCAGGUGCAUUCUAUCCCGGUGUCCCUGUUCAACCUGUCUGCAUUAGGUAUCCGAAUAAAUUGGACACCGUCACGUGGACUUGGGAAGGUCCUGGAGCGUUGAAGUUAUUGUGGCUUACGCUAACUCAACUGAAUAGCAGUUGCGAAAUAGAGUUCCUCCCCGUCUACAAACCGAGCGAAGCCGAGAAAACAGAUCCUAAGCUUUACGCGAACAACGUGCGACGACUCAUGGCAGAAGCACUUCAAAUCCCAGUUUCCGAUUACACUUACGAUGAUUGCCGAAUCAUUACCAAAGCACACCAGCUACACAUACCCCGAGCAUCCAUUAUAGUCGAAGCUCACAAACUGCGAAACAAACUCGGUUUGGGAUCCGCUAAGACAGAGGAGGAAUUGGUGCAGAAGAAAACCGAGAGAUUUAGCGACGAAGUUGACCUGCACGAGUUCGCGCAGAUCCUCAGAAUAGACGAGAAAGAGCCUGCUACUCAACAACUCUUCCGAAUACACGAUAGAGAAGCAACGGGUAAAAUUGAUUUGGAGGAAUAUUUAUUCACAGUAUUAGCGACGAAAAACGCAAACUCGGAAUUAGAUAAAAUUGAAACUGCAUUCGAGGUAUGCGGUACUAAAACGUUAUCGUGUAUCGAUAAAUUGGAGCUAAGGAAAGCUUUAAAGUUGUCGUUAAACAUGUCGGCGGAAGAGUCUGAUAAGAUUUUUCAAAAUUCGAAGAUCGAUCCCUCCGACACGACAGUGAACUUCGAAUUCGUGCUAGCCGCGCUGGCAGCAAGAGCAGAAUACGCUCAUAUAUUCGCCGGUAGUACCGAAACGAGGAAAAAAAAUAUUUGAGAUUAUUUCAUCCACUCGUUCCAAGCUCAUCGAAGAUACAGGACUCGCCGUACCUAUGACCGGCCGCUUCUCAACCAAACAUGCGUCAGUCCCGUAUAAAACUGUUGUCAUUCUUGCUAAUAGUACUACCCUAUCAACGAAUAGACAGCCAUUUUUAUUUAGUAUUAUUAUAUCGUUGACGAAGCAAGAUAAGGUGACCGUCUUCGUGAGAAUGAAAGAUAAACGGAACGAGGAGAUCGAUAUAAUUGUAAAAAGAAUUUCGUUACUUGAACGAAUCGCUGUAUUGGCGUUCAUGUACGUUUGUAUGAACGGAGUCAAUUUUCGUAGGGAACGUUGGGACCCGAAGUUAGAAGAAACCAGAAAGGAGAGAGAAGAAUAUCUAUUUAUUAAUUUAAUUAAUUAUUCUAAUGUUUUAAUUUGCCACGAGGUACGUACAUAAUUACUUUCACUUACGAAGGUUUCAAUUUUUAUAUCGCGCUGUUCUUUGAUAUGAGAUUUCGUAUUGCAAACGUGUAUUGUUUAUAGAAACACAGAGAGAGAGAGAGAGAGAGAGAGAGAGAGAGAAAAGAUCUUAUUUUUUAUUCAUCACUCGACUCACACGCAUACGAAUGUAAUUGUGAUAUAUAUUUUCUUUUAUUUCAAGACAUUAAGGAGAAAUAUUAUGCAUAUGAACUUUCUUUGACACGAAUACACAUGCUCGUCUCUCCUGCCGUUACUCGCGUUGAAUUAUGAAACUUUCCUUCUUUCCUUACCCAAAGCGUCAUUAUUGAAAUUCAAAGUCAUGUAAAUAGUAUUACACCAAGAAGGUUUCUUAGACGUAAGCUGACGCAGGUAUUACCCUCCGCGUGUAAGCGAAUCAAGACGGACGAGUCGUCCGCAGAAAACAGAAAAAAAAUUAGUCAUAGAAUUAUCUAGAUUGCUCAGGGUCCUACCGAUUAAAUAAAUUCGAAGGCUAUCGAAUAUUUCGCGUGUUCUAACGAAGCGUGUGCGUGGCAAAACUGAGAAAUUGGAGUUUCUAAUAUGUCUAAGGAAACGGAACAUGUUUAGGACACUGCAUUUAGAAUAAAUAUAUUACAAAAUUUAUUCUUUGCACGGUAAUAAUACAUACCACAGUAUUUAAUAUUUAAUAAACAUGAGAUACAUAUACACGUGUGUAUGUACAUCUGUAUGUAUGCGUAUACGAGAAUAAUGACGAUACGUUUUGUUGUGAACAGAUACUAUGCUGAUGAAGCUGAACGGUCGUGUGCAUACGCAUACACGCACAUGUGCAUGUAUGUUUACAUUAUAUACAUAUAUUGUAUGCCAAUAUAUAUGUAUAUAAGGGAGAAUACGUAAUUGUAUAUACUAUAUAUAGAUACAAUAAAAUAUUCUUACAAGAUAUCGUCUAUUUUAACUAAAUUUGAUUAAUUUUGUUAUUCCGCUUAAUGUGAGAAGAACAGUAUCAUCGAUUAGAUUUAAGUACAAAUAUACACACAUGUUAAAUGUAACAGAUCUAUCGUAUUACAAAAAAUUAUUGGACGUGACACAAAAUAAAGACUGCUUUUCUUCGUAA
Molecule: messenger RNA, 3409 nt
Organism: Ceratina calcarata
Lineage: Eukaryota; Metazoa; Arthropoda; Insecta; Hymenoptera; Apidae
Gene: LPCAT
Product: lysophosphatidylcholine acyltransferase
Exons: 11
Coding region: 361-1857 (498 amino acids)
Cellular component (GO): endoplasmic reticulum
Molecular function (GO): lysophosphatidic acid acyltransferase activity; calcium ion binding
Source: RefSeq, a predicted model, not a curated record